UCGUCACUUCCGUUUUAUUGCGUCACCGUGGAGAGAAACGAGAAGAAAGACAGUUCGGAGGACGACGGUCUUGCCUCAAUUUAGGGCGAGUUAUACUAGCUAAUCUUCACCAGGAAGACAUGAGUGACAACGAGAAGGAUUUCGAGGAGCGGGAGUCCCGCUCGGCCUCCAGGAGUGUGAGUCCACGGGGCUCUGGUAAGUCAGCCAGUCGCUCCCCGGCCCAGUCUCCUGCGCCGUCCAAGGAGGGGUCCCACCACUCCCGCUCCAAGUCUCGGUCCCGCUCCAGGUCCAACUCCAGGUCCCGCUCCCAUCGCAGCUCCCGGCGGCGCUACACCCACUCGCGCUCACGCUCGCGCUCCCACCGCCGGCGCUCUCGCUCGCGCUCCUACAGCGGGGAGUACCGCCGGCGCCGCAGCCACAGCCACUCGCCCAUGUCCAACCGCCGCCGACACAUCGGCAACAGGGUGAAUCCAGACCCGAACUGCUGCUUGGGCGUCUUCGGCCUCAGCCUGUACACCACAGAGAGGGACCUGAGGGAGGUGUUCUCCAAGUACGGCCCAAUUAAGGACGUCAACAUUGUGUACGACCAGCAGUCCCGCCGCUCCAGGGGCUUCUCCUUCGUCUACUUCGAGAACCGCGAGGACGCCAAAGAGGCGAAAGAGCGUGCAAAUGGGAUGGAGCUGGACGGACGCAGAAUCAGAGUUGACUUCUCAAUUACGAAGAGACCCCACACUCCAACACCUGGGAUUUACAUGGGCCGGCCAACGUAUGGUGGUGGUGGUGGUGGAGGAGGAGGAGGGGGAGGUGGUGGAGGAGGAGGCCCCAGUUUCAACAACCGUCGCUCCCGUGAUUACUAUGACAGGGGGUAUGAACGAGGAGGAGGCGGAGGCUACGAUCGUUAUGAUGAGAGGGACUACUGCAGAUCUUACAGACGCAGAUCUCCGUCUCCUUACUACAGUCGGGGGGCCUACAGAUCCCGAUCACGUUCGCGCUCCUACUCCCCAAGACAUUACUGAAGGGGUUGACAUUUGGACACAUCUAUGGACGAGUUAGAGGACGUUACUUUCGUUCUGGUCUUUUUUUUUGUGUUAGUACAUUGUACAUGAUUUGUGCAUUUCUUAUUCAUUUUUAAUUGGCUUAUGUACACAGAUACCUGUAUCUGAUACCUGUUUGGUCUGUGACAGUUAUACUAUCACAGUGGCUCGAGCAUAGCUCCCCAUGCAGCUCCCCAGUUUCUUUGUGUAGUUGAUGGUUUUGAGUUUGUUGUAUUAAAUUAAAUUGACUUUUCACAGCUAUUUGUCCUUGAUUCCAUGUUGCCCACCUUUUUCGAAAUAUUUUCUGUUUUAUGUUUGUUUUAUGUUUUCUUAAACUGAUUCCGCCCUUUCCCACAUCUUGAGUGAAUGUUUCUUGUAACACUGCAUUAUUCGUUAACUGUCACUUCCAAUGCUCUGUUGGCUACUUUGUCAUUGUCCUCAAUCAUAUGAUCCAUAUUGCAUCAUAAGGUUGUGUACCCUUCCUGCAAUGUGUAACUUCCCGCACAGUUAUACCAAGAGCAGUGUAAUUAUGAUCUCCGUACCUAUGUAGUUCACAGCAUUACAUACCAGGAUAACGAUGAACCAUGUGGAUGGUAAACAAAGCUUGUUAAUGCAUGUCAAUUAAAACAGAGUCUACCAUCUUGAAAAUUGUGCCCGUGUAUCCCUCUAUACUUAUUUGGUAUUAAACCAUAUAAUUACUUUUGGUUCAUGUGAAUCUUUGUUGACUUUCAUCAAAUGUCAUCUAUCUAGCGUGAAGAUGUAUUUGCGUAAAAACUAUUCUUAGAAUUCACCAACUUAAUUGAGCAGCUCUGUAGGUUUGUCUUGUUUAUCUUUGUAACUGUGCUGCUGAUGAUGCAAAGUCAAGUUCCCUAAUUAAUAAAGUUUGACUUCAAUCUGAA
This is a messenger RNA of Conger conger (European conger), 1933 nucleotides long. It is a transcript of the gene tra2b, whose product is annotated as transformer 2 beta homolog. Gene Ontology annotation, molecular function: RNA binding. The transcript is spliced from 8 exons. Lineage: Eukaryota; Metazoa; Chordata; Actinopteri; Anguilliformes; Congridae. The record is from RefSeq and is a predicted model, not a curated record. Bases 120 to 1016 code for a protein of 298 amino acids. Gene Ontology annotation, biological process: positive regulation of mRNA splicing, via spliceosome. Gene Ontology annotation, cellular component: spliceosomal complex.